This is a messenger RNA of Podospora pseudocomata, 1832 nucleotides long. RefSeq names its product Homocysteine/cysteine synthase (gene MET15). The coding region runs from base 350 to 1708 and encodes 452 amino acids. Gene Ontology annotation, biological process: transsulfuration. Gene Ontology annotation, molecular function: pyridoxal phosphate binding; transferase activity, transferring alkyl or aryl (other than methyl) groups. The transcript is spliced from 3 exons. The record is from RefSeq and is a predicted model, not a curated record. Lineage: Eukaryota; Fungi; Ascomycota; Sordariomycetes; Sordariales; Podosporaceae.
GCCAAUUCGUAGCUCCAGGUAAGGGAAAUGCAUCCUGGGCCAGCCUUGCUGUGGUGUGAGGUAAACGGGGCCCUGGCCUGUUGCUGUGUGUUGGGACGUGUGACGAUCAUUCCGAGAACGUGGGUGGGUUGUCACAGGCGGGGACCCCCAGAAGUGAAAAAUGUAAAAAGGCCUCCUGUUCCCGUCCUCGCCGCCCCUUGAACUCCUUGUUCCUGUCCCUCCAUACUUCGACCUUCGUCCCUGUCUCGAGCCUCAGCCUCGUGUUUGAAGGGUGUUUUUCUUUUACUUGUGUCUUUUCUGAUACCCCGUUGAUACCCCGUUUCCUACUUCAACCAACACCACAGUCAUCAUGUCUGAGCAGAGAUUCGAGACCCUCCAGCUCCAUGCGGGCCAGGAGCCUGACCCUGCCACCAACUCCCGUGCUGUCCCCAUUUAUGCCACCAGCAGCUACGUUUUCAAUGACUCGGCUCACGGUGCCCGCCUCUUCGGCCUCAAGGAGUUUGGCAACAUCUACUCCAGAAUCAUGAACCCCACCAUCGAUGUGUUCGAGAAGAGAAUCGCCGCCCUCGAGGGUGGUGUUGCUGCCGUUGCCGCCUCCUCCGGCAUGGCCGCUCAGUUUAUGGCCAUUGCCGCUCUUGCUCACUCCGGUGACAACAUCGUUUCCACCUCCAACCUCUACGGCGGUACCUACAACCAGUUCAAGGUCCUCUUUCAGCGCUUCGGCAUCACCACCAAAUUCGUCACGGGAGACAAGCCCGAGGACUUCGCCGCUGUCAUUGACGACAAGACCAAGGCCGUCUACAUUGAGAGCAUUGGCAACCCCCGCUACAACGUCCCCGACUUCGAGAAGAUUGCCAACAUUGCCCACGAGCACGGUAUCCCCGUGGUUGUCGACAACACCUUCGGCGCCGGCGGUUACUUCGUCCGCCCCAUCGAGCACGGUGCUGAUAUCGUCGUCCACUCUGCCACCAAGUGGAUUGGUGGUCACGGUACUACCAUCGGUGGCGUCAUCGUCGAUGCCGGCAAGUUCGACUGGGGCAAGCACGGCAAGCGCUUCCCCCAGAUGGUUGAGCCCUCCGAGGGUUACCACGGGCUCAAGUUCUGGGAGACCUUCGGUGUCAUCACCUAUGCUAUCAGAGUUAGAGUCGAGCUCCUCCGCGACCUCGGUGCCUGCCUCAACCCCUUCGGUGCCCAGCAGCUCCUCCUCGGUAUCGAGACUCUCUCCCUCCGUGCCGAGAGGCACGCUUCCAACGCCCUCACCCUCGCUCGUUACCUCGAGGCCAGCCCAUAUGUGGCCUGGGUGUCGUACCCCGGUCUCGAGAGCCACCCAUCUCACGAGUUGGCCAAGAAGUACCUCAAGCGCGGUUUCGGCGGUGUCUUGAGCUUCGGUGUCAAAGGUGGCGGUGCUGCCGGCAGUCAGAUUGUCGACAGCUUCAAGCUCAUCUCCAACCUUGCCAACGUUGGCGACUCCAAGACCCUUGCCAUUCACCCAUGGACCACCACUCACGAGCAGCUCACCGACGAGGAGAAGAUCAGCUCGGGUGUGUCUGAGGAUCUCAUCCGUGUGUCUGUCGGUACUGAGCACAUUGAGGACAUCGUUGCCGACUUUGAGCAGGCGUUCAAGGCUGCUGAGGCUUCGACGACAAAGGGUGAGGAGACAGAGGUGGCCGAUCGGACCAAGACUGAUGCUGCGCCAACUGAAGUUUAAAUGAUUUAUGAGAUAUAAUACCUAAGCGAGCGUUUUUUUUUUUUUUUUGGAUGAUAAAUAAAAGAAAGAAUUCAAAUUUCAACCCAUUAUACCAUCUUGAAUGUUGCGAGCUCUGUGAUCCAAC